AUGAGCUUUUUACUGCUUCAUGUGAGAAUGAGCAUUUGUCAACUGAAUGAUUACAAUGAAAAGAUGGUGUUCAGUUUCAUCGAGACAGCGGCGAAGCGAAAUGUCAGCCAAAUCGGUCCAUAUCUAUCAAAUUACGAUACAAUCCCAGAGCAGAAGGAAUUUUUCGCAGCAGCUUAUACAUCUGGUGAUGCAGAACAGUUCGUCAGCAGGGACCAGGACCGAUGGGUACCAAAUAAUUUUUUUCUGUGGAAAAUCUGA
This is a messenger RNA of Gongylonema pulchrum, 258 nucleotides long. The record is from the annotation of a GenBank genome assembly. NCBI's taxonomy places the organism in Eukaryota, Metazoa, Nematoda, Chromadorea, Rhabditida, Gongylonematidae.